AUGGGUGUCAAAAUCGGCGUAUUCCCCGCCUCUGGGGCCCUUGGAUCAAGCAUUGUGAACCACCUAGCGAAACUAGUCCCAGUGUCCGACCUGGUUCUGGUUGCCCGAUACCCCGAGAAACUGCACGACCUCCAGCAAGCUGGCGCUAAGGUACGGAAGGCCGACUACGAUGAGCUAUCGACAUUAGACACAGCCUUCGAAGGUGUCGAUGUCUUGAUGCUGAUUUCAUAUGCGUCAUUCGAGAUAGAUCACAGGAUCAAGGCGCACCGUUUAGCUAUAAAUGCGGCCGUCAAGAGCGGUGUCAAGCACAUAUUCUACUCAUCUCUUGGGUUCGGCGGUGAUCUAACCGACCACAGCAUCGCUCAUGUGAUGGGUGCCCACAUCGAAACAGAGAAGUACCUCUCUUCCCUGCAAGACACGAUUUCCCGCACCAUAGUCCGCGAGGGUCUGUACACCGAAUCUUUCCCAAUUUAUACUUCGUUCUUCGAUCCACAGAAUCCAGCGGACGAUGUUGCGAUCCCUCAUCCGGGUUCAGGCCCAGGCGUGGCGUGGGUCAAGCGCGAUGAGCUGGGCGAAGCAACCGCCAAGUUGAUUGUCUCGUAUGUCAAUGAUCCGACCAGCUUCGAGUAUCUGAACAAGGCUGUUCUGCUCUCUGGGUCUCGGGAGAUCUCUCUUGCGGAGACGGUUGAGAUUAUCGGUCGGGCUAUUGGGCAACCGCUCAAGAUCCGUGAGAUCUCUGUCGAUGAGUAUGUGAAUCUUCCUCAGAUUGGUGAUAAGCAUACGUAUCAUGGGGUUGAUCUUUCGAGGGAGUGGGCUACGGCUUGGGAGGCUAUCAGGCGGGGUGAGACUGCAGUUGUGUCUCCGGCUCUACGUGAGAUCUUGGGACGUGAACCGGAGAACUAUGAAACUACUAUCAAGGCCUUGAUUGGAUGA
Molecule: messenger RNA, 933 nt
Organism: Penicillium mononematosum
Lineage: Eukaryota; Fungi; Ascomycota; Eurotiomycetes; Eurotiales; Aspergillaceae
Exons: 2
Coding region: 1-933 (310 amino acids)
Source: RefSeq, a predicted model, not a curated record